Messenger RNA from Dermacentor andersoni, 978 nucleotides. Lineage: Eukaryota; Metazoa; Arthropoda; Arachnida; Ixodida; Ixodidae. The record is from RefSeq and is a predicted model, not a curated record.
AUGACAGAUCGAGUGCGAGGAAACGAGCCAGCUGCGGGGAGCCUGCAUCCUGUGGACAUCGCGGUGUUCUGCAUACUAACAGCUGCCGGAUACAUCGUCGGUCUGUACUUUUCCUUCAAGGGCAGACGGAGUCAGGUGCCGGCUGGCGACCUGAGCGGAACGUCGGCCGUUCUGGACGCAUUUCUUGGUGGUCGUAGUUUGCCGGCUGCCGCACUCGCCGUGUCCGUGCUUGCAUCAGUCGCCUCCUCGGCGAGUGUGGUGAGCUUCAUCGGCCACUACUACGCGUAUGGAUUCCACGUUGAGUGGACACUGACUGCGAUUCCGCUUGCUGCUGCCACGUGUUCGUUCGUGCUCGUUCCCCUUCUCUACGAUCUGCAAGUGGCGUCUGUUUUUCAGUACCUACGCAUGCGCUUCGACAAGACAGUGGGCAUCACUGCCUGCGUCGUCUACUUCAUCCUCAGUGAACAAUUUAUACUGCUCUGGGUGACUUUGGACCUAACAAGUGACGAGAACGUCUGGAGUGGGCUGGCGGGAGCAGUGCCGUUCAGCCUUGUCCGAACUGGGUUUGACCAGAUGGCGGUGCAGAGGUUUAUGGCUGCGCGGACACUGCGGGAUGCCAAACGAAUAGCCGUUGCGGGACCACUUUUCGUGCUGCUUUUCUUCUUCGUGGCAGACUGCGCGGGCAUAGCCAUCAUUUACUGGUUCAGAGACUGUGAUCCACUCCUCCGUGGCGCCAUCAAAAGUUACGAUCAGAUUAUUCCACAUUAUAUGAUGACAAACCUCGCCAACGUGCCCGUGCUCAGAGGUUUAUUCUUGGCCGGACUCGUUGGAGCGUCAACAAGCACCGUAUCAUCGAUUGUAAACUCCCACGCAGCAAUAUGUUACAUCGAUGUGGUCACACCUUACGUCAAGAUAAGCGAGCAGAAGGCUGGCCUCGUAAUGCGCCUUCUAGGUAUGUCCACUGACCUUUGGAUAUAA